CUUCACCCAGAGCAGCAGAGGCUAAAAGAUACUGAGGCCUCAGUAAUUUGAAUUCCAGAGGCAAUAAAUCGAUGUCAUUAUUUUUUUCCUUUGGUUUGUCCUGUUGCAUCUGGUCCAUGUCUAACAGGAAGAGGGGUGACGUGUGCGAAAGCUGCCAGGCGGUGCCUUCAAGUAAAGUUUGAAUUUGUGCUUCCUUCACAGCCGCGAUUGUUGCACAGGAAUUGGGGGAGUCUUCUCAGUUGCCUCCUGCUGGUAUGAGGUGUCUGAAUGCAACAGGCGCCUAGUUGUUGUGACACUGAAUGGGCAAUUGCCACUCGAUUUUUAAAAAGAAAGAAAGAAAUCCAAGAUUAGGAGUCAGUAAUGUUAUGCUGCAGGAAGCAUGGAAGAAAACAAAGUGAUGGGUUCUUCUCCAUUUGAACUUCGUUUAGUGCACUUGGAUCUUAAGGGAGCUCCACCAAAGGUCUCAUACCUAGCAGAGAUCUUCCCUUUGUUCCAUGAGCUGGGGGCAAAUGGGAUUCUCCUUGAGUAUGAAGAUAUGUUUCCUUAUAAUGGAGAGCUGAAGCCACUCCAAGCAAAUGAUGCCUACAGUCCAUCUGAGAUUAAAGAGAUUAUAAACCUGGCAAACUUGCACGAGUUAGAGGUUAUCCCUCUGGUACAGACCUUUGGACACAUGGAGUUUGUCCUGAAGCACAAAGAGUUCCGCCACCUGCGGGAAGUGGAAAUGUUUCCAAACACUGUGAACCCACAUAAAGAGGAAUCCUUGAGUUUGGUCAGCGGAAUGAUAGACCAAGUGUUAGCACUGCAUGAAGAACUUCGAUGGUUUCACAUUGGCUGUGAUGAGGUUUAUUAUCUUGGUGAAGGGGAGGAGUCCAAAAAGUGGCUACAGCAAGAAGAAAAUACCACUGAAAAGCUAUGCCUGGCCCACUUGAAAGCAGUGGCUAGCUAUGUGGUCUCAGCUCACCCCACAGUGAAACCCAUUGUAUGGGACGACAUGCUAAGGGGAUUGAAUGAAGAAACAUUGAGAGAUUCUGGGAUAGCACAGCUUGUGGAGCUGAUGAUCUGGGACUAUGCUCCAGAUCUUGAUGUCAGCAGUAAAGCAAUUCUCAUAGAAAAGUACCAGAAGUGUAACUUUCCCAAGCUAUGGUUGGCUAGUGCUUUUAAAGGGGCCACUGGAGUAAACCAGUCCCUAACACUUAUUGGCCAUCACCUUAAAAAUCACCAACAAUGGUUGAAAGUGGCUGAGAGUACUCCUGCUGGUAUCCUCCAAGGAAUUGCCCUGACCGGAUGGCAAAGGUAUGACCACUUCUCUGUUCUGUGUGAGCUUCUGCCUGUAGGAAUCCCGUCAUUAGCCAUAUGUCUCCAGGCACUAAAGAACGGUGGCUAUUCAGAAAAGGUGAAAGAAGAUGUGAAAAAGCUUUUAGGGAUCUCCAGUCUGGAAACAGACACUUUCAUGAGUGACAUCUCAGGGACUUUCCCAGGAAGUGAAAUUCUCUCACUUGUGACCCAAAUAGCUUUCUACCUCAAACCCUCAGUGGAUGAACUUCUGGAAAACAACAGGUACGUCACAGGCUGGUUCAGCCCUUACCACAGAAAGCGAAAGAAGGUUCAUCCUAUAAUGAUUCAUCUCUUUCAGCCAGAUGCACUAAGGCUUUUGACCAAGUGGAAUACAGUGACCCAGGAGCUUCAAGCAGCCAUGAAGAAAGUCUUCUUUAUGUCUGCUGUAGAGGAAUGGAUGGAAGAGAAUAUCCAACCCAGCCUACAGAGACUUCAAGACACAGUAGAUGACUUGAACAGAGCAAUACAGGCAUUAACAUAGCAGUCUUUCAAACUGCUGUACAGAGAUUCAGGAUGGUACAACUGAUAUUCUGCAGCUAAAAAAUAAUGUUGUGUAAACAUCAGAAAUUUGAUGAGUUAAUUGCACUAACAGGCUUGGAAUUAAUUUUAAAAUGAAUUUUUGAAGGGUGUAUACCAGUAUACAAAAGAGACAGCAGAUUUAAAAACUUCACGGUGGUUAUGGUUGAUCAUAAAUUCCAAAUUUAAGACUGCUGCACAGACACUUUAUCUUCUAAAUAAAAUCUAAAAUGUUGCACA
Gekko japonicus is the source of this 2091-nucleotide messenger RNA. RefSeq names its product hexosaminidase (glycosyl hydrolase family 20, catalytic domain) containing (gene HEXD). Bases 380 to 1816 code for a protein of 478 amino acids. NCBI's taxonomy places the organism in Eukaryota, Metazoa, Chordata, Lepidosauria, Squamata, Gekkonidae. Gene Ontology annotation, biological process: carbohydrate metabolic process. The record is from RefSeq and is a predicted model, not a curated record. The transcript has 13 exons. Gene Ontology annotation, molecular function: hexosaminidase activity.